AUGGAAGCGCUCAAACAUACACAGAUACAGCCGGGGAAGAAAAGAUAUUCAAGAUUGGAGGAAAGGGGGAAAGGGGGAAAGGAUUUGGCGUAUUGAAAAAGGAAUGUGUGGAAGGAAACCUCAGCGAACAAUCCAUCCAUGAAUGAUCGAAUCUAAGUCCAGUGACAAGAAAAGAAGAAGAAGAAGACAGCGUUGUUUCUUAUAUCAGUAGCCGCGCCGCUUUCAGGAUUUGAAGAUUCUCGACUAGUUUCUUUUGGGAUUUUCUUUUCCCUUUUUUCUCUACUUCUCUCGGCAGAAGAAGUAAAUUGCAGGUUUCAUCUCCAUAGGUUUCGUUCGCCUCCGCGUUUUUCAUACGAUCCAGAAGAUCGAUUUCAGGUAUUCAAACCCUAGCUCUUGAUUUACAUGUUUUUUUGGUUGUAUUUCGUCGAUUGAGAAAAAAGGAGGGGAUCUGUUCCCUGUUGAUUGCCGAUUGCACCUUGGAUUACUAGUUCUGCUUGCAUGAAGAGCGAAGGCUUCGAUCGUUCACAGGAUCUUACAGGUUUUUCCAAGUUCAGAAGAGUAUAUUAUCAGCUCCAAGCAGUUGAAACAUGUUGAAGCCAAAACAGAGCGGACAAGGGAGUAAUAAUAGGGUUUCGAAGAACCGACUAAUAGAUGCGGUGCUUUUGUUGAUAGAAGCUUUCACGGUUAGGGUUUUGCCCUAGAUCGGUUCGGCCUGUAGGAAAUUUAGAUUUCGGCGAAGGAAGCUGCAACUUGAAAUGGAGCAACAUAGUUUUUGUUGUUGGCACUCGCCAUUCUCUAUGUUGGCCUGGAUUAUGUCUCUUUUGCUUCGCCUGCAAUCUCUGGGAUCUUCCUCAUGGAUCUGGGAUCUUCCUCAUGUGCGAAGAAACGCCUUCAUCCUGGAUCUUCCUCAUGGAUCUGGGUUCCAUGUGGCAGUGGCGUUUAUUUUGCUUUUGCUUCGAGCAUACCUUUCUAGAGUAGGCGAGCCUUCUCUAUUAUACAAUGAACGCAUAAGGAUUCCUUAUCUGCUUGGCGAAGGAGGUGUUAGUCGUGCUUCUUCUUGGCCUGCUUAUGUGAAUACCACGUAGUAAACACUCAAGGGCGCUGAUUACCAUAUCCUAAAAUAGUAUUAGGCCAACAGGAUCUAUCAUCUGCUGUUCGUCCAACUGGAUCUGUGCUGACUCCAUCCCCUAGUUUGUGCUAAACAUAGGUUUCCUAAUUAUUAUACUCUGUUUAUCUGCAGAAGGGGGACGCUUACCGUUGCUUCAUCUAUGUCUUCAGAGAUCUUGAGGACUUUUGGGGCUUUGACCAUAGGUGCAGGUUAUUGAGGAAACAUGGUCUUUGGCUGCUUUGAAUCCUGCUAUGGGUAUUAGGAAGUGGUCUGGUUCUUUGUUUUUUCCCAAACAGCAAGGACAAUGGGAAGUCUGAAUUAAUGAUUUGCUUUUGUUCUUGCACUGGGGGUCAAACCUCUUCUCUUGAGCUAAAUAGGAGAACUGGAGCGGCAUCCUGCAAUUUCUGUGGUGGCAAACAAUUAGUUGAUGGGAGGAAGUCAGAAUCUGGUAGCGUGCUAAGCACAGCAAGGCUGGAGCUUAAAAGUGUGGUCGAUCCUGACUUGACUUGGAAGACUGUUUCAAAAGGUAACAGGAGUGCAUCUAGGCGGGCUAGGAAACCUAUUCUUAGAAGCUCGAAGGGAAGCACAGAAUCAAUUGAUAAGGACAUAAGGGUUGAGGACAUGCCAAUUUCUGAAUCUGAGAAGCUUGGAGUAACCAUUCUUGGGCGCCGCUUCAGUGACAAAGUGGAGCAUGUACCGAUUAAGAAAAGGAGAUUUUUGUUCCGAUCUCCAUCACCACCCCCUCGGCCACCUUCUCCAUGCCCUGAUGAACCUGAGCAACUUGUAAAGAGUGAAAAUGCUCCGGGACGGGAGUCUUCUUGUAGUUCAGAAGUUGGAAAGCAGGUUAUGGAAGUUGGCACCGCUGAUUUGGGUCAAGUUGUUGAUGGUGAAGUUAUUAUUAAUGGGAAGACCCCAGAAGAAAUAAAUGAAAAGCUUGGUGACAGUGAAGAUUUCUCAGGUAUUUCAAUACUGGCAGCUGCUGCCUGUAAUAACAAUAUAGGAGGAAGCUCUACUAAUGCUGAAGAGGAUUCUUCGAUGCUUGAAGAAACUUCUGCAUGGGAAAGGCCUUCUCAAAUUGUGCUGAAUUCUGCAUUAUGCCUGCCAAAGGAAUUGCACAAGGACCAUUCCACCAACUAUUGUGAAACUUCAAAUAAAGGAACUGCCUCACAAGAAAUUACGGCCUCAUUACAGACAGCCAAUUCCUAUAAUAAGGAGAGCAUAUGUGGACUGAAAAUGGGGGACUCUUCUACAUCUGAUUCUUCACCUAUUUCUCAGGGCCUUCCAAGCAACAAUAUUGAUGGAGCACAGAGAAAGGUUGGGUCUUCUUCACGUGAUGAUAGGUCACAUUGGGACUUGAAUACUGUGAUGGAUGCAUGGGAGAAACCUUCUGAUGACCACAUUGUGGGUUCUGAGGAAAAUGUUGUUGAUAGUGUCUUCAAGGAUGUUAGAGACUGUGAAAAGCUGGAAAACUUGGAAAGUUGUGAUGUGCAGAGGGAGCCUGGAAGUACCAAAAAUGACAUUGAAAAGAUGGUUCAACCUAUGAAUGGCAGGGUGGUUGCUGGUGUUGCAGGUGACAACAUCUAUAGGUUGGCGGACUCUAAAAACUUGCCCACUGGGUCUGUUGAAACAACUACUGAGGAUCUUAAGCAGGAUGGAUGUUUUAAAACGACAUGCUCUGAGGAAAUGGUCAUGCUAUCUGAGAUGCAUAAUACUCAACAAGAGAGCUUAGUGGACCUGGGUGAAGAAACAAAACCCUCGCAUUUUCAGGAAAGUAUUGGCUUCAUUUCUGAAUCUGUUGCUGCUCCAUCUGCUAAAGUUCUGGAAUUUUCUUCCCCAAAUGCCUGUAGGAUGGAUGGUUGCAUCAAUAUUUCUGUCUGUCCUGAAGCUGAUCAUAAUACACCUGCACUAAUGCCUGAGAAAGAAAAAGAUACAACAUCCAAGGCAUCUUCUGGUGAGCAGACAGGAGAUGAAUUGGCUGCUGAUGUGCAAAAACGUGAAUCCCUUUACUUGAGGACCUCUCAGCUUGAGAAGCAUGAUGUUUUUCUCUCUGAUGCAGUGACCACAGAGAAGGUUAACUGUGAGAUUGAUGAUAGUCCAACUGAAGAUUGUGUGGGUGCUGUCAAAAGUCUUGAUCUGCAUGAUAAUGGAAAUGCCUCAAAGAAGAUGAAAACAGAUGUUAAGCAACUUGAUGACAAUACAAGUAAAGCGGACACCUCCUUAUCUUCAUAUAAUGGUGAGGAGUUCUCUAGUUGUAGUCCACCUGAUGGAAGAAGUAUACCGGAAGUUUCUGCUGAUACAAAGGUUCAGGAUGGGGAGGAUUUUGUUUCUGAUACUAAAAAAGGUAGUUCUCCUGACAAUGUUGAGUCUGAAAAGCUUAUACCCAAGUCAUCAGGACAGUCUAUUGUGUUGGAGGACACAUCAGAUGUUUUAACUUCUCAUGAGGCCUGCAAAAGCUAUGCUGAUGAUCUUGUAAAUAAUUCUGGCAAGAUUUCUUUAGAAGAAGACCAUUUUGAUGACAUCGAUUAUUACUCAGAUGUAUCUCAUGAUGAUCCUGAUCACAUAGUUGGGAUGGGAAAUGAGAUCGAACUUCAGGCAGGUUAUGAUUCUCAGUAUGAGGAUGGGGAAGUCAGGGAGUCUGUUUUACAUGCAUGGGAUGAAGAUGCUGGUGAAGAAGGUGAAACGGAGCAUGUCGACUAUGGAUCAGAUAACAGAGAUGCAUAUGGCUUUGACUCAUGGGCUGAUUAUCCUGUCUCGAUCUCUGUAGAAGCUGAACAUGGAGCAGAAUGCCAAAAUAACGAAUCCACUGCUGAUGAUUCUGUUGAUUGUAGUGGAGAACAAGUAAAGGAGAAGACUAUGCAAGAACCCAGUAGUCUUCCUGGCAUGAGAGGUUCAUCAAAGACAGAUAUUCUGGAAGCAGGAACUGGUAAGAAAGGUGCAGUGAUUGCGAAAAAACACUUAAGAGGACAAUCUGAACAAGAUGAUAAUUGUAAAUUUGAGAUGAAUGCUGAGGUUGAUAAAGACUUGGGUGCCAGUGCUGACAAGGUUAUGACGGAUAAUGAUCGUUGUUCCAGAAAAGGUGCUAUGAAGGAACCAAUGCAAUCAUUGAGUUCAAGGAUGAAAUUGUCUGGAUGGGAUCAGUUACCUGAAGAUCAUGAAGGUUCUGCAAAUAUGAUAAUGGAAAACAUAGAUGGCUGCUCCAAAAAGAUUCCUACCAGUUCUCGUGUUAAUGGACUUGAUGCUGGAGAAUCCAGGAGAGAGUGUCCAUCACGUAUUGAGGGGCUUACAUCUUCUGAUCGGUUACCUAGAAAGGAUAGAAUAUGUAUACAAGAAAACAGAUCCAACAAUCUUGAUCAUUCAAAUCCCAGAGUUGAAAGGGACCCAAGUCCUGCUAAAUUGACUGGAAGGGGUGGUGGUUUGUUUCAUGUGCAUGGAAGAGGGCGAGGAGGUGAUCGCUGGGUUGAUUCUUCCGCUCAUUGGGCACACGGUCGGCAUCGUUCUCCCAGUUUUGCACACUCUGGGCCAAAGAACGCUGCAGCAGCAGCAGCUGCAAAGGUGGAGAGCAGUGGCUUUGUUGUUGCUCCAGAUGGUACAGUUGUGAAAGCAGGUGGUUUGGGACCCAAUGUUCGGGUGCGCAGACAUUCUGUUAUUGCUUCUUCACAAGGUGUGCACCGAUCUUUUAUAAGACGAGGAUCACCAUCUGACAGGGAAGAUGCUUUUUGUAUGCAUAUGCGACUUGGUCCAGUAGGAGACAUGAGCCCUGAUAGGAACCUUACUGUUGGAAGGGGCAGGUCUGGAAGAUAUGGUCCAAGAGUGGUGGGUACAGGUCUGAGGGAGAAAUAUCAUGGGUCUGGGCCUGAUGAUUCUUCUAUGUGUAUGCAACACUCGAUAGUCCGAAGGGAACGAAGCUACUCUCCUGUUCAAAGAAGAGAAAGCAAUCAUCUCUCCCGGUCCCACACAAAAUCUCCAUCAAGAUCUAGGACUCGCUCUCCUCAUGUUUGGUCAUCAUCUCCCAGGGGAAGAAAUGGUGGUGGGGUUGGCAGUGGACCAGGUUUAAGAGAACGUAGUAGAUCUCCAAAUUUCAGGUCUGAUGCUAGAAUGGUUAGAGGGAGGUCCCCUCAUCGGCGGCCUGGAUUCUCAACACAACAUGAAAUAGGUUUUAUGACGACAUGUAGAAGUCGUGGGUCUCCACAACACUCUUCCAGAUGGAUUGAUGAUAGGAAAGACACAGUGGAUCAUUUUAGGGACCAUGGCUACAAGCAGCGGGCCCCAAUAUCGGAAAGGAGAUCACCUGGAAGGAUUUUUCCACGGAGUCAUAGGUUUGAUUCAGUGGGAUCUACAGGAAGAUUGAAACCAGAUGAGUACUAUAGACCAAUGCAUUCAGGAAGGUUUCCUGAAAUGGUUGGAGCUGGAAGAGGACCUAGGUAUGAGGAAAAUGAAGAUGAUAGAAGGAAAAAUGUGGAUAGAUUUGGGAUGUUACAUCCUGUAAGACGUUAUGAUACGGAUGGCUCUGUGAAGCGGUUCCAUUAUGAUGCAGAAGAUGGUUUUGCUGGGCAUAAUCUGCACAGUAAGGUUGCAACUGAGUUCAAUGGUAGAGGGAGUCCUAAGCACUAUGGCAGGAGUAUUGAUGCCAGGCUUGGGGAUGCCCCUAGGAGAUCUCGAGAAGAAAAAAGUCAUUUCAGAUAUGAUCGAGACUGGAAGUAUGGUGCAAAUGCCAAGUCAUUUCGUAUACGGGAGUUUGAUGAGGAUGUAGCACCUAGAAGACGAAUACCUUCUUGAUUUUUUGUAUACAGUGCCUUUUUCCUUUGGGUGCUUUUGCAGGUCAAUAUGGAGAUGUUGAACCUGGUGAACCUUUUUUUGUCCUGUCAGCAGGAAGGCAUCUCAAUCCUGCAGUUUUUGAUGUUGCAGUGCUUAUGGAACCACAUUGACUAUUAUGAUUUCUUUUGAAGAAUUUUGUCAAAGGCUCUUGAUAACCCAUACUUUAUUUCUUACUCUUUAUAUAUUUUUUUCCUUGUGGCCUAAUUUGAGUGAUGUAACCUCUCUUUAUCAGGCCUUGGAAAUAUUAUCAAUCAGUCAAAAAUUCAAUUUAUGCUUUGUCAAUCUUGUAUCCGAAUUAUGUUCUUAGUUUCUUUUCUUUUCUUUUCUUUUUUGUUUGUGUGGCAAAGGUGAUUAUGGGUCCAUGAAACUGCACCUUUCUUAACUGAUAAAAAAAAGAACCUGGCUUAGCUAUCAAUUUUAUGUCUACAGUUUCUGUUGACUGAAUACAAUCUUUCUCAAUUAGUUUGGAGUC
Nelumbo nucifera (sacred lotus) is the source of this 6395-nucleotide messenger RNA. RefSeq names its product dentin sialophosphoprotein-like protein. Lineage: Eukaryota; Viridiplantae; Streptophyta; Magnoliopsida; Proteales; Nelumbonaceae. The record is from RefSeq and is a predicted model, not a curated record.